AUGUAUGAAGUAUGUGGAAGGAAAACUCCGCUCAUAGUGGCCGCCGAGCAUGGCUACUACGAGGUAAUGUAUGACCUUCUGGAACACAAAGCAUCAGUUUCCCAAACUGAUGGAUGGGGCAACACUCCCCUUCACUCUGCGUCUGCUGCAGGGCAUUUGGAUUGCGUGAUGCUUCUUCUGCUGCGCCAUAGUCCCUUGGAACUCGCAAAUCGUAGCCAACGCACUCCACUAAUGGUGGCUGCCAUGGAAGGUCACAUCGAAGUUGUUCGGCAUCUGCUCGGCUGCAACGCUGUAUUAAGCCCUCAACUGAACGACAACAGGGAAUCCGCUCUAACACUUGCAUGCAAAUCGGGCAAAGUAGAGAUUGUGAAGCUUCUCCUGGAACGUGGACCUCCGAUAGCAGAUAGGAGGGGAGAGUUAAAUGCUGCACUACGAGAGGCUGUGCUAUUGGGCCACGUAGAGCUGGUCCAAAUCCUGCUCAAUCACGGGGCAGAUGCCAAUCAUUACGAUGAUACUUACACACCACUCAUCUUUUUGGCUAUCAGUUCUAACAAUGUCAAUACUCUAGACCUUCUCAUAACCAAUGGAGCAAAUAUUGAGCAGUUAGAUGGACAAGGUUAUACACCACUGAUGGAAGCUACAAGAACCGGAAAGAUCGAAAUGGUUGCCGCAUUGUUGGCUGCUGCAAUGGCAAUAGCUCAGCAUGUUUGUGUAGUACAGUUGGAUAGGCAGUUAGACAUGUAA
Molecule: messenger RNA, 744 nt
Organism: Echinococcus granulosus
Lineage: Eukaryota; Metazoa; Platyhelminthes; Cestoda; Cyclophyllidea; Taeniidae
Product: Ankyrin repeat and KH domain-containing protein
Exons: 3
Coding region: 1-744 (247 amino acids)
Molecular function (GO): protein binding
Source: RefSeq, a predicted model, not a curated record